Fomitopsis serialis is the source of this 1428-nucleotide messenger RNA. RefSeq lists its product as uncharacterized. Bases 1 to 1428 code for a protein of 475 amino acids. NCBI's taxonomy places the organism in Eukaryota, Fungi, Basidiomycota, Agaricomycetes, Polyporales, Fomitopsidaceae. The transcript is spliced from 7 exons. The record is from RefSeq and is a predicted model, not a curated record.
AUGGGCCGCCUACCUCGCAUACUAUUGCUGAAUGAGUACACCCCGAUAUACCAAAGAACAGCGUGUGAAGAGCUCGCGCGACAAGUAUCAGAGCUGCGCAAGGACGAAGACGCGCUAGAUGCGUACUUAGUUGACCUUCAAGAUCUUGUUGAGAGUAUCCGCCCACAUGCGAAGGCUUGCAGCAAGUGGUAUAAGAAAUUUCUUGACAGGAGGUUACGUAGCAUCAUCGAAAAACUCCGAGAAGAGGAGGAAUGGGAUGCUGACUUGAAUGAAAUGUCCGAAGGCGACUUCGCCCCUUUGAAAAAGCACACAAAUGUUGUUCUCCCGAAAGUUCUCAGUAAUGAUGAAUGGCAGGAAAUCCGCGGCGAGAUAGUCGCGUCGAUGGCAGAGUACAGAGACGCACGCCUGCGCAGAGAACGCGCGGCGCUCAUCCAGCGGCGCCUCCUCGACCUACGCCGGGUCGUCUGCAAGCUUCAACUCGGAGAUCGGGGCUUCCGCACGCCCGAGCAAGACUUCGGCCCGAGGUUCGCGGACUUCGCCCUCAUGCCCGAAUUCCGCACGCUCGUGGAGGCCCCGAGCGACAUGGACAUUAAGAGGAGCACUUUCCGCCGCAAGUGCGCUGAGCUUCCCGCUCUCUUCGAUCGGUUCGACGCGGGCAGGGAGGCGCAGCUCGCGCGUCUGCUUGCGGAGCGGCUUGGCCGACCAGCGGAUGCUCCGAGCACGGAUAUCCUCAAACUCGCAGUCGCAUGGUUUCACUGUGACCAGUGCAGGAAAUACGUGCGCUGCCCUGGUGUCUUCGCCCACCAGUGUCAGCGGCCCUACUAUCACAGGACCGACCGCGAGGACUACGAGGACGCAUACAUAUACGAUGUAGCGAAGGCCUCAACGUUCCACGCAUGGUCAACCACGAAGCUCCACCCGAUCCCGGAGGAGGACCUCGCGGCCCUGCGUGCUCUCAUCGCUGCAUGUGGACUCGACCCGGCGAGAGCGACUGCGGAGGAGAUGGACGCCCUCGACUUGCGCGUCACAUGCGACGAGAUCCCUGUGCCCUAUGCUAGUAAGAGCGAGGGAAAACUCGUCAUGAACUGGCGCAGGGCGGUCCUCUCGUUGCCCAUGAUACAGGGCGGCAAUCCAGUCAAGUGGGUUCGCGCCUCGGACGCCGACAAGCGCCGCGCGCUCAGUCUCGAGGCGAAGGCGCACCAGGCGCUGCUCAUGAAACCGAAACACCAAAAGUUCCUGCAGUGCGCACUGUGCGACGAGCCGUGGUGGCUCGUCACCGAAUCACACGGUGACGCGUUCCUCGUAGCUGACCAUCUGAGGAGACAUCACCAUAUCUCGAUGGCGGAGAUACACUCGAAGGGUGUGUACAUGUAUAUGCACCCUGACGGUGUACCCGAGACACCUGAGGUGUGGCUCCCAUUCCUUUAG